This is a messenger RNA of Saccoglossus kowalevskii, 756 nucleotides long. RefSeq lists its product as uncharacterized. Gene Ontology annotation, biological process: sterol biosynthetic process. Lineage: Eukaryota; Metazoa; Hemichordata; Enteropneusta; Harrimaniidae. Gene Ontology annotation, cellular component: endoplasmic reticulum. Gene Ontology annotation, molecular function: sterol 24-C-methyltransferase activity. The record is from RefSeq and is a predicted model, not a curated record.
CGGGAAUUACCCAAUACAGUAUAAUUUGUGGUUAAUAUCGACAACAAGUUAUAAUAAUCGCAUGCUGUCGUAAUGGCUACUAUGAAAAAAGUGGGACUUACUGGUUGGUUGAUAGCGAAUUAUUUGCCUGCUAGUACAUUGACCAAACAUUUGCGAAAACCAACUGGACUAAUAGGAUGGGCAUUAUCGAAACAUGUCCUUGCAAAAAUAAAUUUAGCUCUAGAGAAGAAAGCCGUGGAAGUACUUGAUAUUCAGCCACAUCAUAAUGUUUUGGAGGUUGGUUUUGGACAUGGACUUGGGAUGAAAGAAGCCGCUAAGUAUGUCAAAACAGAAAGUGGUGGAAAAGUAAGAGGAGUUGACUUUUCACCAACAAUGGUGAAACAAGCAACAAGUAACUUGAAAACUGAAGUAUCCAAAGGUCUCGUUGAAAUAUUAGAAGGGAAUGUAAUGGAUCUUCCAUUUGGAGAUGAUUCAUUUGACGCAGUAUACCACUGCAAUUGUUACUACUUCUGGCCAAGUAUAGAUACUGGUUGUCGCGAGGUGCUAAGAGUUAUGAAACCUGGGGCGAAAUUGGUGACAACAGUUGAUAUGAAAUUUUUUCCCCUUUGUUCCAAGCUAGGAGUAAACACUGAUCCAAUUAUGCCAAAUAUUUAUGCUGAGAUUUUGAAAAAAGUUGGCUUUGUCGAUGUUAAUAUGUUUGAAUCAGAUAAAAUCACUGUAAUUGUUGCAAGACAACCUUCUCAGACAGUAAUAUAA